Molecule: messenger RNA, 5247 nt
Organism: Daktulosphaira vitifoliae (grape phylloxera)
Lineage: Eukaryota; Metazoa; Arthropoda; Insecta; Hemiptera; Phylloxeridae
Product: nuclear pore complex protein Nup153-like
Exons: 12
Coding region: 186-3731 (1181 amino acids)
Biological process (GO): RNA export from nucleus; protein import into nucleus
Cellular component (GO): nuclear pore
Molecular function (GO): structural constituent of nuclear pore
Source: RefSeq, a predicted model, not a curated record
UCUAGUUUAUCCAUCAUGGCCGUCAUGUUUCUACGCUUCUAGCCGAGUGUGUAUUUUCGUUAACAAUUAUUUAGCAAGAUAAAAUUCCGUGAACGUGUGCGUUUACUUUUAAAAAUGUGGCUGUCGUUAAUAUAUGUGCGGUCGUUAUAUUUGUAGAUCGUAAAUCGCUGAAAAAACUAAUCACCAUGAAACCUUACGAUAAAUCGAAUUCGUUUAUGCGAAGGGUCACAAAACGUGUGUCAGAACUUAUACCCGGCACAACAUGGAUGAAUAAACUAUUGAAAGACACGCAAUCUAACAAUGAUCCAUCAACAAGUGAAUAUGAUGAGCAACCUCCAGUAAAAAAACUUUGUACUCCAAAUAACACUUUCAUAAAAUGUACUAACAGAUCUGAUCUUAAUACAACUGAAUUAUCCAACUCAUCUGAUAAACAUAAGAAUUCAAAUAUAACCAUUCAAAAUUCUGGAAUUUCUGUACCAUAUACAUCUAGCACAAUUAAACAAUAUCCAUCAUUUACAAAUCAAACAAAUUCUACAUUUAGAGAAAAUGUGGUUAAUAAUCCUUUAAAAAGGAAGUCUGAAGAAACUGAUUAUUCCAAUAUUAAUCAGCAAUCUCCAUCAAAACCAGCAGCUUUUAACUUUGCAUCCUCAACUCCAGCUUUAUUAUCUACCAAUAAAUCAACUAAUUCAAACAUAAAUCUAAAAAAAUCUUAUACUUCAGACAGAUCAUCCAUAACUAAUGAUUUUUCUACACCACCUUCUUUAAAACAUAUUAUGAAAUUAAAAAAUAAUGACUCAAAUUCCUUAAUAAAGUUUGGAGACGCAUCUAAACGUACUUCAUCCCCAUCAUUUCGAUGGGAUACUUUUGUCAAUUAUGGGGAGUUAUCAGAACGCCAAAAGUUGUUCGCCCAAAAAUCUCCGUUAAACUGUUCUCAAGUUGUAUAUGGAGGAGGUUCGGCACAUUCUAACUUAUCCAAAAUACUUGGUAAUACACCUCCAAUUCAUAGAAAAGCUAUCCUUCCAAUUUCUCCUGCUACUAAUAAUGAAAUUAGGACUACAUCGUCUAUUUUAUUGAAGCAUAUGUCAGCCAAGGACAAAGUAAUUGAAGAAAAUAAAUAUAUUAUUCAACCUAAAGUAAAUAUAAGACAUAGAGCAGAAAAAAAAUCUAUCCCCAUUAAAGCAGAAACAACAGUUUGUCUUAUUGAUAUUUCUCCAGAAAAAUCAGAGUCCCAAACAACUGAUAUCCAGCAUAUUAGUCGAGAUACUAACAGGAAAUUAAGGGCUAAUAUAUCAAAAAAAUCAAGAGGCUUGCAAUCCAAUGAAUUCGAAUUGCCAUCAAAAGUUGAAUUACCAAAUGUUUCUUUAUCAGUACCUAUAUUACCAAGUAUUAAAUUAACUUCUGAUGAUUCUGAUGAUGAGUUUACAUUUAAUCAACCGUUAACAUUAGAACAGUUUACUGAACAGGUUGUAGAAAAAACAUUUAUAACACAUAAUAAUACACCAGAAGUUAAGUAUGAAAAAUCAAUUAAUUUAUUUAACACUAAGAUAAGCAAUCAAAAUAUAUCUGAUUCCUCUAGUAAGCCAAUUUCUCAAGAAACAAAAUCUAGUAAUAAUUCUAAAAAUGAUACUGAAACUAUAGCUGUCAUAAAAUCUGAUAAAAUACCUAUAUCAUUUAAAUUUAAUGAUGCAAGUAAACAAAUUAACAUGAACUCUAGUUCUCAAAUGGAAUCAUCUAAUUUAUCUUCUAGUGCUUUUAUUAGCAAAUCACCAGUUUCACUUGAGUCAAAUAAAAAAAAUGUUUUGAGUGUGACUGCUAAUACUAUAAAAAAUUGGUCAUGUGACACAUGUUGGGUAUCUAAUGAUAGUGAUAAAGUUAACUGUAUAGCUUGUCAAACACCCAAAGCGGGUGUUACUCAAAAAACAUUACAAUUAUGCAAACCUAGCACUUGGACUUGUGAAACUUGUUGGGUGCCAAAUAAAAGUGAAAAUGAUACAUGUGUUGCUUGUCAAUCAUUAAAAUCAGGAGUAACCAAAAAAACGUCAGCACAAAAAUCAUCUUCUUGGAAAUGUAAUGAAUGUUGGGUAAUUAAUAAAAAUGAAGAUGUUUCAUGUAUUUCUUGUGGAACAAAAAAAACAGAUUCAAAUUUAGAAAAUAAAUUACAAUCUACAUCUCAAUUCAAAUUUGGACUAAAUAACAACAAGUUGGAUAAUAGUGGUUUUAAAUUUAAAUUUGGACUUGAUAAUAGUAAAAUAAAUGAGCCUACGAGUGAAUUUAAAUUUGGACUAAAUAAUAGUAAAAGUGAACUACCUGUAAAUCAGUUUAAAUUUGGUGAAUUGAAUAAUGAUCUUGAAAAUAAAAAAAUUGAGUCUCCUGUUAGUGGUUUUAAAUUAAAUACUAAUUCACCUAAAACAGAAAACUCAUCUUUUGGAACUUUUAAGUUUGGAGUUGAAAACAAGAAUGAUGCCAUAAAUAAUACUAACAGUUUAUCUAAUAGCAAUAAUGCUACUCAACCGACUAAUAAAUUCAUGUUUGGAUUUAGCAAUAAGUCAGAUCAUUCUGAUAAACAAGUUUCUAAACAAAGUAAUAUAUCUAAUACCCCUAUUAUGCAAUUUAAAUUUGGUUCUGGAAAUAUUGAACCUGAGAAAUCUGAUAAACAACCAAAACCUACAUGUGAAGAGAGUAGUACAUCUGAGAAACCUACUAAUCAGUUGAAAUUAUUCUUCAAUAAUAAAACUGAUUCUUCUCCUAAAUCUGUUGAUUUAAAAAAUGGUACAAAUAAUCAGUUUUUUGAUCCCAUUAAUCAACUUAAUAAAACUAAUUCUCAAAUUAAUUUUGGAACUGUUAUAUCAAAUUGCAAUAAUAAUUUAAAAAAUUCAUCUUCAAAUGUGGAAGAAAAAAAAACUGAAGAAUCAUCUACUGAGAAAAUUUCACACGACGAAAAGAAAGACAAAGUUGAUACCAAACAAUUCAAUUUUGGUAUGUCAUCAUCUAAAUUAUCUUCACAGAGUAAUGCAAUUACAGCUCAAAUAGUAAACGGUCAUGCACAAUCUAACGAAGUUACUAAUGAAAGUACUCCAAAUUUAAUUAAAACUUCUCAGAUGUUCACUUUUGGCUCAUUGGCUAACCCAGAACAAAUUGUACCACCAUUAGAUGAACAAAGAAAAAUACCAUCUUUUUCUUUUGGGUCAACUAAAACAGAAAUCAAUCCAUUUAGUUUACCAAUCUCUACAUCCAAUAAUUUUGGUGUUUCUACACCUGUAUUUGGAACCAGUAAUCAAUCAAAACCAUUGUUUGGUAGUGCAACAAGUUCUUCAUCAACAGUUAAUUCUACUGUUCCAGUAUCUAGUUUUACCUUUGGAUCUAUUACUCAACCAACAAAUAAUUUUUUCUCAAAGUCGGUAAAUGAUGAAAAAUCUGGAAAUCAGGUUUCAAAUACUUUUACCACAAUGAGUAACAGUAUGUUUUCAUUUGGUUCCCAAUCUCAACCUGUAUUUAGUGUAUCUAAUUCUGACACGCACUCGAAACCUUUCAUUCAAACAAUUGAUCAACCAAAGACUUCCUCAAAUUUAUUUGGCCAAGCAACUACUAAAACAGCUGUUAAACUGGAUCCAAAUGCACCUAUAUCAAUUAAUUUUACUGGUGGCACAAGAACUCAAUUUACUGCUCAGCCAGAAACCUCAGAACCACCAACUAAAAGAAAAAUUUUGAAACCUGUUAGAAGGAUACGGUAAAAUAUGGGCAUACUACUUUUAUCUUAACAAGUUUCACAAGUACUACAUGUAUUGAAUCAUAUUUGACUAAUUAUGGUAAUAUUGGUCAUGAACAGACAGUAUAUUGAGUUUAUUGUGAAAUUGACCCAUCUAAAAAGCUUACUUUUUUUAUUAACAUACUUUUUUGUUAAUUUAUUGAUUUUUGUACAUAAUAGUAAGUAUUAUGUAUUUUUAUUUUUGUAUAUUACUAUCUUUAUAAUGGUUAUUUUUAUUGUUUGUAUUCGACCAAAUCUGGUUUAUUUAGUGUAAUUAUAAAUCUGUCUGAUUCUGAGAUAAGUGGCUGUUUUUGAUACUUCGCAGCGAGCAUUGUUUUUAUUCAUAUAAUUUGGUCUUAAAAUGUUAAAAGUAACUAGAAAGAUUUAUUUAUUUAAUAGUUUUUAAAUUACUUCAUGAAAAUAUUUUUAGCAUUAAAUAAGAAAGAAUUUUUUAUUGACUAUUUUUAUCCAUAAAAUGAUACAGACUUUUUUUGAUUAAAUCAUAUAGUUAUAUUUCAUUAAAAUAAAACUUUAUUGUUAUUUAACUAAGCUAUGGUAAAAUUAUUACAAAAUUUCAUAAUUAAUUUGCCUUUUAUUUAUGUUUUAUAUAUAUAACUGAACCUACUAAAUUAAUUUAAAAAUAAUUAUUCAGGCAGGAAUAUAAUUAAUUGUAUAUUUUAUAUAGCUAUUUAGUCGUUAAUAUUUUAGUUAAGUAAAUUUUAAGUCUGACCCAAGGAAUUUCUUAAAUAAGCUAUAAUGUUGUCUAUUGCCUUAAGACAAUAGUUUUACUUGAACAAUUCUUUUAUUUCUUUUAUGUGACUAUGAUGGAAAUUUUUUUUUAAUUAAGACCAUUUACUUGAAUUUUGUUACUGUUAUAAUGUAUAUAAUUGAUAAAAAUGGCGUAUCAGAUGUAUACAUUUUAGUUGGAAUUUCGCCAAAUGGCCUAUAUGUCUGUGAUAUUCUUGUGGGUCAGGCUAUGACGUUCUUCGAUAAAAAUUAAAUUAUCGAAUUAUAUGGCAGGCUCACUCCUUUAAAAUUUAAUGCUAAUUCAAUUAUGAAUUAAUAUUAAUUAAUGAUAAAUGAAUUAAAGUUCAUAAUUUGAUGUUGGUGAAAAGAAAAAACAUUAUAGUUAAGUAACUAUUUUUUAAUACAGAAAGUUUAUUUCCAUUUUGAUUGUUUAUGACAGUAAAAAGUUAUUGUAUUGUUAUCUAUUUAUAUUCAUUUGUUGUACAGUGUUACAGAUUAGUUAAAUACUUGUAUUAACUGGUAAAUGGAAAUAAACUAAUUUGACUGUGAUUUAUGGAUAUAUUAUUUUUGUCCGAAAAUGUAGUUUAGGAGUAAGGCUGCUAAUAAGAGCUUCAUGUAGCCUAUAUUUUCUUGUACAGAUAUUUUUAAAUAUAUAUGUACUUUAACUGUUUAUAAAAACUAAUGUUAUUUCAAAUUCUUUAAAAAUUGUAAUAAAAUACAAUGUAAAAUAAACUUAUGUUUGUUUAUUUUUUAAA